This is a messenger RNA of Styela clava, 1014 nucleotides long. Lineage: Eukaryota; Metazoa; Chordata; Ascidiacea; Stolidobranchia; Styelidae. The record is from RefSeq and is a predicted model, not a curated record.
UUGGGUUUUAAAGAUUUGCCACAGCUGUACGGUACCGGUACUGAUUUUGAUAUUUUUAAAGCUGGGUUAAGGCUUGUUGUAUAUAAAAGCCAUGGCCAAACAUAUCACCUUUCAAUCACUGACAUCAGAAUCAUCCCUUUUGACAUGCUUAUCCUUAGCUGUGUUGUAUGUGGGAAGUCUGUACAUUUGGACAAGCAAAUUGCCCAGAGAUCAUCCUCGAACAAUCAAAGAAAGAUUUCGAAGAGUGGUAUUUACAUGCAUUGUCAGUGUGGUUUUGUUGUAUUUUGUGUCUGAGGGCAGCACACAAGACUUCCAAAACUCAGCCACUUUGCUUCAGUGGCUGGGCAUACGGACAGAUGGUAUUUUGGCAGCGUCUAUAUUCCCUCUCACUCUGUUCCUGAUCUUAUUUCUUGGACCAUUAUAUUUGAUGUUACUAAGUGACUUUUCAGAGCUUCAUCCUAAUAACUGGAAAAAAUACUUCUAUGAUUUGAGAUGCUGGAGAAAUUACGUUGUUGCUCCAUUCUCAGAGGAACUUGUUUUUAGAGGUUGUAUGUUGCCACUGUUACUACCAGUCUUUGGGCCAUCAAUAUCAAUCAUACUUGCACCAAGUUUCUUCGGAGUUGCUCAUAUUCAUCAUGCAUGGGAAAAAUAUUAUAAGGAGCAGUAUCCAUUCAGUACUGUGGUGAUAUCAACAGUUUUUCAAGCCUUUUAUACAUCUUUGUUUGGUGCGCUUUCAUCAUGGCUAUUCUUGCGAACUGGGCAUCUUCUGAGUGCUGUAAUAUGUCAUGCAUUCUGCAACAUGAUGGGAUUCCCAGACUUUUCAGCGGCAUUUCACCAUGAAGAAAAAGUGAAAAUAUGCGCAGCAUUUGUGUGUGGUCUUCUUUUGUUUUUUAUUUUUGCAAAUUCCCUAACUGAUCCAACUAUUUAUAACAAUCAUCUUUAUUAUAUUACUACGUGACCAUGGGAUCCAGUAGUGAAAUAACUUAUAAUUUUUUUUUUCAUUGUAGUUUGCUA